AUGAUGGGGGAGACGGCUACGACCUCGCGUACCAUCGAUGAUGAGCUGCUGUGGUACUGCUCGUACGGCAGCAACCUGUCCCGCUCGCGCUUCAUGACCUACAUCUCCGGCGGGCGAGCGGCGGGGUCGAAGGUGGUCCACGAGGGAUGCCGCGACAUAACGCCACCACUGGACGACCGCCCGUUCCUCCUGCCCUACGCGCUCUCGUUCCCGCUCUGGUCCAACUGGUGGGGAGGAGGAGCGGCGGCUAUCGAUGUGUCCCGUCCGACGGUCGGGUAUCUGAUCCGACGGCAGCAGUUCAUCGAUAUCGUAGCACAAGAAAAUGGCAUCACUACGGCCUACGUGGAGGAGCGGCUCGACCUGGAUCGGGUCAAGAGGGAGAAGGCGGUGCGGCUGCUCGAGAACCACGCCUACGGCACGCUGGUAUGGCUGGGCGAGUGCGAGGAGGGCCACCCCAUAUUCACCUUCACACUCCACCCCGAAGCCAUCACCGACACCUACAAGGCCAGCCCGCCGUAUUUGGAGAAGCUGGCCCUCGGACUGUGUGAAGCACACGAGCUGAGCAUGGAGGGAGCGGCCGAGUACCUGCUUCGGCUUGAUGGCGUCCGACAACACUACACGCGAGAGAGCCUGCUCUCCGCCAUUAUUGUAGCCACCAGCGACGAUGGCGACGAUGAUGCCACCCACGGCCUCCUUGUCGAUGCGUAA
This is a messenger RNA of Acanthamoeba castellanii str. Neff, 708 nucleotides long. Its product is annotated as histone deacetylaserelated, putative. Lineage: Eukaryota; Discosea; Longamoebia; Acanthamoebidae. The record is from RefSeq and is a predicted model, not a curated record. The transcript is spliced from 7 exons. Bases 1 to 708 code for a protein of 235 amino acids.